AUGAGCUAAAUAAACAAUUCAUUCAUUAUUUCAAUAUUCAUAAUCCUUGGUUUAAUUAUUAUUUUAUUCGUGCUUAUUUUACCAGUAAUCAGAAAAAUUGAUAAAUUUUAAGAAGUAAUAUUCCAAGUUGUCUCAAGGAUUACUUAUGAUGAAGUCGAUUCUUAAAUUAAUAAAUUCUAGUCAUAUCAAAAUAAAAUAUUAAACGAUGACAAAUCAUGGAUUUCUUAUAAUUUCUUAAACGCUCAUAAACAAAAAUUAGAUGAGUUAAGACUUUCAUAUGACAAAACAAACUCCUUCGCCUCUACUCAAAAAGAGAAAAAAAGAAAAAAUCAGAUUAACAACCAAAAAUUAAUUUCUAGCUAGCUUGUCUAAACACACCUUAAAACCUUUUUGUAUUUUUCGUUAUUUUUUCUCUUUUGCUUAAGCUAUGUUGCUUUCAUAUCUAUCGCUUUAGGAGUAAGUUAUAAGUACUAAAAAGAAAUCUAAUAAAGAUUUGAACUAUAUUAAUAUAAUGUAUAAAACUUAUAAAAGUUUUAAACUAUGUUGUCACUCAGUGAAAGUGCUCUCAGAAUCGAUCUAAUUUAGUCAAUAGAUGACUAAUUUCCAAUUUAAAAUUAAAUUGAUGUCAAAAAUAAUUUUUUAAGUAGCAUUUAAGAUCUUAACUAAUUCUUAAUUCAAAUUAAUGACUAUAUUUAGAAUACAAUAUAAAUCAGAGCUUCAGUGCUCUGA
Messenger RNA from Tetrahymena thermophila SB210, 729 nucleotides. Its product is annotated as transmembrane protein, putative. Lineage: Eukaryota; Ciliophora; Oligohymenophorea; Hymenostomatida; Tetrahymenidae. The record is from RefSeq and is a predicted model, not a curated record. The transcript has 2 exons.